AUAGAAGCAGCCGUUUUUGGUGCACUCAGUUCGUCACUUUUGCUUACACUGGUCUCUGCGAAGGUGGUUCGGUAAAAAAUUAAUCGCCCAUUCGGUGUGUGGAAUGUAAAAACGAAGUGGUGCGAAAAACUGGAACGGAAUCCGUACCGAAGUGUGGCGCUAGAAAGUGGAUGUUCAAUGUCACACAGUUAGUGGUUUUAUAUAAUCGACCGUUUUGCAUCGUUCAUCGCUGCACCUUGCACUUGAAACUGCACCAUCGUGCAUCGUGGUGGUUGCGUCUGAGUUCUCGUCCGUAGCCAAAAACCCCCAUUCGUCGGUCGACUGUGCUGUGCACAAUACUUUGUAAUUUUUUGUCGGGAUUUCCUUGCAGCACAGAGUCGUGUGGCAUUCGCUUUUCUAUUGAUUUUCCUGCCGAUUACCAAUAAACAGUGUGGCGGGGUUUGCUGCGCGAACCGAUUUGCAAACUCGAAACCCGCGCUGCCUUCUCGCAGCGCGAUCGUCCACAUCCGUCGCCUUCGACUGCGUCAGUGUGCUUCCGUUCCGCUUAAUGUGUAAGUGUGCUGUGCUGGGUACGCGAUUGUGAUCGGAGGUGAUUUUGUAAAAAUAGUCAAGGGCCACCGACAACGUGCGGUGAUCAUUGGUGAAAAACAACAUUGCUCGGUGUUGACCUUCCUCCCGAAUGUGUGCCUGCUCCUGUCUGUGCGCUUAUGGUGUUAGGGGAAAGUGAAGAUUUACAUAAUUGCCGCUCAGGAGCUAACGCCCGCAACUCUACCGUUUCAACUUCGGCCCAACUGCCACGAUCGGUAAAUCGCUCUCCUGCGGGAUCGCAGCCACAGGCUCACCAUCCGUACGCAGCCAAAAUGGACGUCCUCGAGGAGAUUCGUGAGCAAUGCAAGGAACUGAUCCUCACAGACAAACAGGUGGAGGAGAUCAUGCGGCGGGUCUUGAAGGAAAUCAAUCGAGGAUUGAGCAAAGAAACGCACGCCGAGGCCGAUGUGAAAUGUUUCAUCACUUACGUACAGGACCUGCCAAAUGGAAAAGAGAAAGGUAAAUUUCUGGCCCUCGACCUCGGUGGCACCAACUUCCGGGUGCUGCUGAUCCAUCUGAAGGAUGAGAACGACUUUGAGAUGCUGUCGAAGAUCUACGCCAUUCCACAGAGCAUCAUGCUUGGCAGUGGGACGCAGCUCUUCGAUCACAUUGCCGAAUGUUUAGCCAACUUUAUGAAGGAACACUCCGUUUACGAGGAACGUUUGCCACUAGGGUUCACAUUCUCAUUCCCGCUAACACAGCUCGGCCUUACCAAAGGUAUUCUGGCCCGGUGGACCAAAGGUUUCAACUGUUCCGGUGUGGUCGGUGAAGAUGUCGUACAGCUGCUGAAAGACGCGAUCGCCAGACGAGGGGACGUUCAAAUUGAUAUCUGUGCCAUCCUAAACGAUACCACUGGCACGCUGAUGUCCUGUGCCUGGAAGAACCACAACUGCAGAAUAGGACUGAUUGUCGGUACGGGCAGUAACGCCUGCUACGUCGAGCGAGUGGAAAACUGUGACCAGUUCGAUGGGCCAAAGACCGGCGAGAACAUCAAGAAGCACGUCCUCAUCAACACCGAGUGGGGCGCUUUCGGUGACGAUGGGGCGCUAGAUUUUGUGCGCACCGAGUACGAUCGUGAAAUCGAUCAGCACAGCAUCAACCCAGGACGGCAGCUGCAGGAGAAGAUGAUCUCGGGCAUGUACAUGGGCGAGCUGGCCCGUUUGGCGAUCGUAAAGUUCACGAAGGCGGGCUUCCUGUUCGGCGGUGUAGGCUCGGACAUCCUCUUCAAGCGCGGCCAGUUCUUCACGAAGUACGUAUCGGAAAUCGAGUCCGACAAACCGGGCACGUACACGUACUGCCGGGACGUGCUGGAUGAGCUCGGUCUGGAGCACGCGUCCGACGAGGAUUGCGCCAACGUACGCUACAUCUGCGAGUGUGUCUCGAGCCGGGCGGCUCACCUCGUCUCGGCCGGCAUCGCGGCGCUGAUCAACAAAAUGGAUGAACCAAGCGUGACGGUCGGCGUGGACGGUUCGGUGUACCGUUUCCAUCCCAAGUUCCACGAUCUAAUGGUGCAGAAGAUACGACAGUUCGUGAAACCGCACAUCUCCUUCGACCUGAUGCUGUCGGAGGAUGGGUCCGGCCGUGGAGCGGCCCUGGUGGCUGCCGUCGCCUGCCGUGAAGCACAGUAGACCCCAUCGGGAACUUGCAACGAUUAGACGAUUCUGUGGUUUCCCCGAGCGCGCAUACUCGGACCGAACACCACCGUGCGCCGCGUACGAUUUAGCUAUACUAUUACACCUCAGAGGCGGAAUCCGGAACCUAGCGCCACUACUACCACUACUGCUACUACUACCGUUGGUCCGUUGAACCGGAUGGCGCUGCUGCCGCUGCUGUGCGGCGAUGCUGCUGCUACUCCCCGGCUAGCAGACAGAUGGUGGGUGCCGGUGCUGCACGACCCACCUCGUGUUUCGAACCCGAAAAACAACACAAGUACAAGUAAGACGGAAAUGGUCACCCUUCUUCGUAAAGAGCAGGAAGCGCGUAUCGUUGGAAGCCAGACACACAUACACACCCACACUCACCUACCGUAACUAGUUACUUAGCGUAUACAUAGAGAAAAUAUGGUCAACCUGUUUGGUGAGAAGGAAACACGGCAAGCCGAAGCCCCCGCACAGGAAGCGGAACCCCACGGAACGCAGCUAUGUCAUUCAAAACCCACCCAGUAACGAAGGGGCGCUGGAGCACCCCAGGUUCUCGCUCCUCACUGUGCGGGAACCAUUUUAAGCUUCUCUGACGGAACUCUCCUCGGGGUUUCUCUCAGUAGCGCCAAGCGGGCGCUAAAACAAAACCGAAUGCUGCCAGCAGCGGGAAACGCGUGAAUACGCCAUUCCGGCAAAGGGUAUGUACAGAAGAAAGCACACGGCAAUAAGGUGGCGGUGGCGCGGGGCCGGCGUUGAUCGUUACUAGGAUUGAAACAAAAGAAAAGAUCGCACCCUCAAAGAUCAUGCUCGUCAGGGGGAUGCAACCGAUUAAUAAGUCCUCAUUGUCAAUGCUAGAAUUGACCGUAGAUUCGUUAGCUUUCCGCGACAACGAGCCAGCCAGGAGGUGGUGCCGGUGGUUAGAGACGGUUAGAAAACAGAACUGGUGGUGAUCAUCAUUUUAGAAGGGCAGAUGUAACCCGGAUGAACUUUGGCGAUGCUUGAUUCCUUCACGGCGAAUGUAACGCAUCAUCCUUGGUUUUGUGGUUAGUGUUUUAGGUUGUACAUUGUUUUAAAUUAGUUACAAUUAUAGAUGUUGCCGGUGUUUUAUAAUUUUUUGGGCACGCUUAGUGGACUGGGCGAACGUGUAAUGCAUGGCGUGAAUGGUGUGAAUGCGGUUGUGCGAAUGGUGGUCAUGAGCGAGUGAACGAGCGAUAGGUAAAUGGAACAGCAAAAACCUUUAUACAGCCAGAAUGUAACAGUGUUUACAGUGCAAAAGAUGUAACAGAGUGUAAAAGAUAAAGAAACUAGGAGAUAGGAGAAAAACAUUAAAAACAGAAAGAAAAAGAAAAAAUAAACACAAAAAAAGUAAAACGGGCAAACGAAUGCCGUUGCCGCUGUGCGCUGUUGGUGUGAAAGGAAAGGUAAAUGAGAGAUGAAUGCAUAGAAAUAAAUCAAAGAUGAGUAUAGCAAAUAUCAAAUACACCGAAUGAGAAUAGCCAAUGCGUUUGUACGUAGAACCGUGCUGUGUGCUGCCUUUUCUUAGUUAAGCGCUGUGCUAUGAUUUUCACCCUUUGCGUACAACCUGUCGGAGGGACUUUAGCCAUUUCGCACCCAUCGUGACACACCUGUACAUAUCCCUCAACUUACCACCGGGAGGACGAGUAUAACUCACCUCCCCUCGAGAGUUCCUCCAGAGUCGCAUGGGUGGGUAUAGAGUGGGCCUCCUUCAAGCAACACUAACGUUUGCAAACGUUCACCACCAUGAAGAGGUUUUGUGAAUGUUCUACUAAAUAACCGACAAAAAAGUUACUUAGUUUUGAAAAACAUAAUUGUAAAUUCUCACACGCUUGUCGUUCGCCUUUUCGCGAUGCUUAGUAUCCGUUUAUUUAUUCCUUCACAAAGCGUUGGAUAGCGUUUUGUGAACGAUGGAACCCGGCAAGAGGGUAUCGGAGGUUCUGUAUCGUGAAGAAAGUGGUCGAACGAGUCCCGACGAAAGGGCCAAGCUUGGCAAAAAGAAUUUAGAACCCAACAGUUUACAACCGGCGAAGGGCACUGGCGGAAAGCUAACGCAAGGUAGCUGAUCGAGCUCAGCGAUUGUUACAAAACAUACUCGUUACAAGCUGGUUACAGGCAUACCAAUAUUCUAGCGGCGUUGCUCUAAGGGCGCAUUAAAGGAAGACAGGCCACAAAUCGACAAUUGCGAUUGAGUAUAACAUAGUCAUACCAUCACUGAAUCGAAUUGGUAGUGGAUAAAUAAAUAUAUAUGAUAUAUUUAAU
Molecule: messenger RNA, 4505 nt
Organism: Anopheles bellator
Lineage: Eukaryota; Metazoa; Arthropoda; Insecta; Diptera; Culicidae
Gene: Hex-A
Product: hexokinase type 2
Exons: 8
Coding region: 708-2216 (502 amino acids)
Biological process (GO): glucose 6-phosphate metabolic process; intracellular glucose homeostasis; glycolytic process
Cellular component (GO): mitochondrion; cytosol
Molecular function (GO): glucokinase activity; D-glucose binding; fructokinase activity
Source: RefSeq, a predicted model, not a curated record